Messenger RNA from Dibothriocephalus latus, 141 nucleotides. NCBI's taxonomy places the organism in Eukaryota, Metazoa, Platyhelminthes, Cestoda, Diphyllobothriidea, Diphyllobothriidae. The record is from the annotation of a GenBank genome assembly.
GUCCUAAAGUCCUGUCUGAGGACGCACUUCACAUUUGACGGAACAAGCUACGAGCAGGUGAAGGGGACACCAAUGGGUUUACAGAUUUCUGGAAUCGUGGAGGAGGCUGUCCUUCAACGGCUGAAGUCGCUGGUCCUCUAG